Girardinichthys multiradiatus is the source of this 5089-nucleotide messenger RNA. Its product is annotated as ATP-binding cassette sub-family D member 2-like. Gene Ontology annotation, biological process: long-chain fatty acid import into peroxisome; peroxisome organization; very long-chain fatty acid catabolic process. NCBI's taxonomy places the organism in Eukaryota, Metazoa, Chordata, Actinopteri, Cyprinodontiformes, Goodeidae. The coding region runs from base 156 to 2381 and encodes 741 amino acids. The record is from RefSeq and is a predicted model, not a curated record. Gene Ontology annotation, molecular function: ATP hydrolysis activity; long-chain fatty acid transmembrane transporter activity; ATP binding. Gene Ontology annotation, cellular component: peroxisomal membrane. The transcript is spliced from 10 exons.
AGGUGGAAACGCAGCAGAAUGUAACGUUGCUUGUAAACGGGCUGUCCUCACGUCUUCAGGGCCAUUGCCAGUACCCGUCUCCGCUUUAAGGACGGCGAGGUUAUUCGGUGUUUUCGGGGGAUGGGUGUUGCACGGACGGUCAGCAGAGGUGACUAAUGUUUGAAAAGAUGUCCAACUUCCUCGAUGCGGCGUCCAGAGUAAAAUGGGACCGCACGGCUGCGGCGAAAAGAGCCGUCUUCCUGGCGGCUGCGGCUUAUGGUGUUAAAACGCUGUACCCCAUCAUCUGGAAGCAGCUCUGCGGGAACAAAAAGCCCAACAGCGAUCGCCUGACCUCGAAGGCGGAGAAUGGCUCAGCGUGUUCUGGGAAAGCUCAGAUAGACACUGUGGGCGAUAAGAAAGCAUCCCCGGGAGUCAACGCUGAGUUUUUCAAGCAGAUCCUGGAACUUGGCAAAAUCCUCUUUCCUAAGCUUGUUUCUAAAGAGCUAGGUUUGCUGUGCUUGCACUCUGUGGCGCUGAUAUCAAGGACAUUUCUGUCCAUUUACGUGGCCACCUUGGACGGGAAGAUAGUCAAGACAAUCGUGGAGAAAAAGCCCCGGCACUUCAUCUUGCAGCUGAUGAAAUGGCUCCUCAUCGCCAUCCCGGCCACGUUCGUCAACAGCGCCAUCCGGUACCUAGAGUGCAAGCUGGCUCUGGCCUUCCGCACCCGGCUGGUUAACCACGCUUACCGGACCUACUUCACCGAUCAGACCUAUUACAAAGUCAGCAACAUGGACGGGAGGCUCGCCAACCCAGACCAGUCUCUCACCGAGGACGUGAUGAUGUUCUCCCAGUCGGUGGCCCAUCUGUAUUCCAACCUCACCAAGCCGAUCCUGGAUGUAAUGCUGACCUCCUACACGCUGAUUCAGACCGCCAGGGCGAGGGGAGCCAACGCUAGCGGGCCGACUCUGCUGGCCGGGCUGGUGGUCUUUGCCACGGCCAAGGUCCUGCGUGCAUGCUCCCCGAAGUUUGGCAAGCUUGUUGCAGAGGAAGCCCACAGAAAGGGCUACCUGCGCUAUGUGCACUCCAGGAUUAUUGCUAAUGCUGAGGAAAUAGCUUUUUACAGAGGACACAAGGUGGAGAUGUGUCAGCUACAGAAGUGCUACCGAGCUCUGGCGGAUCAGAUGAACUUGAUCCUGUCCAAGCGUCUCUGGUACAUCAUGAUCGAGCAGUUCCUCAUGAAGUACGUGUGGAGCGGCAGCGGGCUCGUCAUGGUGGCCGUGCCGAUCAUAACAGCCACUGGUUUCGCUGACAACGAAACAGCAGGUGGACAGGCGCAGCUGAUGGUGAGCGAGAGGACGGAGGCGUUCACCACCGCCCGUAACCUCUUGGCCUCCGGAGCUGAUGCAAUUGAGAGGAUCAUGUCCUCCUACAAAGAGGUUACAGAGCUGGCGGGCUAUACCGCGAGGGUCCACAACAUGUUUGUAGUGUUUGAGGACGUCCAGAAGGGGAUCUACAAGCGCUCCUUUCUCUCUGCUACUACAGGAACAACGCUGAAGAGCAAACCUGAGAUGCACAUAGACGGGCCCCUGGAGAUAAAAGGCGAAGUGAUCGAUGUGGACAACGGCAUUGUGUGUGAAAACGUGCCAAUCAUCACACCGAAUGCAGAUGUUGUGGUGUCAUGCCUGAACCUAAAGGUGGAAGAGGGCAUGCACCUGUUGAUCACAGGCCCAAAUGGAUGCGGAAAGAGCUCUUUGUUCAGGAUUCUCAGCGGACUGUGGCCCGUCUACGGUGGCCGCCUGCACAAACCUUCCCCCGAGCACAUGUUUUACAUCCCUCAGAGGCCAUACAUGUCAAUUGGUUCACUGCGAGACCAGGUGAUCUACCCAGACUCGGUGGAGGACAUGGCCGCCAGAGGGCUGACCGACAAGGACCUGGAUGCCAUCCUGGACAUCGUCAACCUGAAUCAUAUCGUCACCAGAGAGGGAGGCUGGGAUGCUGAGCUCGACUGGAAAGAUGUCCUGUCUGGAGGCGAGAAGCAGAGGAUGGGCAUGGCUCGCAUGUUCUACCACAAGCCUAAAUAUGCUCUGUUGGACGAAUGCACUAGUGCUGUGAGCAUUGACGUAGAGGGAAAGAUUUUCCAGGCUGCCAAGGAUGCCGGCAUCUCACUGCUCUCCAUCACGCACCGACCCUCCCUGUGGAAGUACCACACUCACCUGUUGCAGUUCGACGGGGAUGGGGGCUGGCGCUUUGAGCAGCUGGACUCAGCAACCCGCCUCUCCCUCGCCGAGGAGAAGCAGCGGCUGGAGGCCCAGCUCGCCGGCAUCCCCGAGAUGCAAAGUCGCCUCAACGAGCUCUGCAAAAUCCUGGGAGAUGACUCCGUCCUCAAAACAGUUGAGGAGUGAGAGCGAAGAGUUGACAGGCGAGUCAACAGACAGGGAGGCAGGGAAAGAAAUCAACAUCUAGCACCUUUGUGUUAGCCUUUUCAGUUUUUCAUGGUUUUCAUGUUCCAAGCAAGAGCCCUGUUGUCUCCACCCUCUUCUAUUCAAUCCUAUGCUCCAGUUUGAGAGGUGAGGGGAGUGAACAGAGCACAUUGACAAGCAUUACUCCCCCUGGCCACACACACACCGACUAUAAUUAACUGUAGACUUAACAGUGGGUUUUAGUGAUUUUUACUAGCAAAAGCAACAGAAAUGUUGAACCCAGAUUAAUUAAAAUGAUUGUUCAGUUUGUGAUCUUAUAGCACUUUACAUUUAGAGGGCUGCCUCUGCUUGUUGUAAUUUUUUAUGCUGUGGUUAUCAGCUGUGGUAGUUUUUUUUUUGUUGUUUGUCUUUUUUUUUUUUUUACUCAAAGCAGUAUUCCAGGGGACAGCAAAGAUGGCUGCCCUUCUGUUUUUACCUCCAGUUCAGCAAAUAUUUGAUCAUUGCUGAACAUAUUGAGAGAGCUUCUUUUUUUUUUUUAUAACUCCUGUGUUUGCCUUUGGUUCUUAGUCACUUUUCUCAAACCUUUUGUCAAAUUGCUGAUCACAUUUUGCCUGCAGACUCCAUUGUCAGUGAUUAGUGAUGCAGCUCUGGCUCCCAAAGUUUCUGCUUUAUUGAGCAAAUACAAAGAGCUAAAGAGAGCAGAGAAGCAGGGGAAGCUGAUGCUUUGUUGUCCUUUAGUUAGCACAUAUAUUUUGCACGUGGUCAUGCUGGUGGCUGCUCAGAUAAAGCAACUAUCAGCCACCUAGUUGUAGUUAUGCUGUUGACACACACCACGCGCGUGUCUGCUUGGGUUGCUUUCUUUUAAAGGAUUUUGAAGAUUUCCGCCCAUUCUUUGCAGAAUAUCUUAAGCUCAGUUAGAUUAAACAAAGAACACCUGUGGAUUGAAGUCUGGACUUUGACUGGGCCAUUCAAACAUGAAUAUAUUUUGAUCUACAUCAUUAUGUAUGAUUUAGGGUAAUUGUUUAAUCGUAAGUCUUUUGUAGUCUCUCGCAGGUUUUCUUCUAGGACUGCCUUGUACUUAGCUGCACCUCCUUUCCCGUUAACUCUGACCAUCUUCACUAUUCCUACUGAAGAAAAUCUUGCCCACAACAUGACGGUGCCACCUCCAUGUGCAGUGUGAGUUUUACACCAUAUAUAGUUUUGCAUGCGAGCCAGAAAGUUCUUAUCUAACCAUGUAUUACAGAUUUACUCUCUUCCCUACAUGACCUGUUAUGACAUUCUUUCAGCAACGGCAUUGUUCUUGACGCUUUUCCAUAAAGACGAGUAUAGAAGAUACCUCAUAGUGGAGUGAACACACAUGAUCUAACUCUCAAUGAUGGGAAGUGCUUUUUUUACAGGCUGUAGAUACUGUUCUAGAUACUGCCUGUAAAUUCUAGAUGUAAUUCUAGAUUUUUGCCGAUACAAGCAUGUCGUUUGUUUUCCCGACGUCGAUGACAUUGAUCAGAUGAGAUCAGAACUUGUGAUAGUGUGAAACUACUGAUUUGUGACGUAAGCUUCCGUUUGCUCCAUGAAGAAGCCCCCGAUCCCUUCCUCGUCUUCAAGGAUUUUUAUUUAAUUGGGUUCCAACCUGUGUACAUGUUCGCUACAUCCUGCAUGAAUCAAAUCAGGAGCGGUGAACUUAUGCCUUAUGAAUACACAGUGCUGUCCCACCCCCACCCUUUGCUGCACACUUCCAGGCAGCUGGCUGCUCUAUUACUGAGCCUAGGUAUCAAACUCAAGAAACAAAAACACAUUUUAUAGAUCUUAUAAAAUAAAUUCAAUAAUAAUUUGAUUGCUAAAUUUGUGCAGCAGUGGGAAUAGUUCUUGCUUUUUUGGUUUUAAAUAAACACAGUUCAUUUUUUAACCUUUUCAUCUGUAUUUUCUGUAAAUACAGCGAUGCAACAAGCCCAUACAUUGUUGCAGGCAGUUAAAACCGACAAUCAGACCAUCAUGGGCAGAAUGUAAACAGAUGGGCUGCUGUUUUUAAGACUGUGACCCAGACAUGCUGAGAUGUCUUAUUGAACAUGUAAUAUAUGUUGUCGCAUUGUCAGGACGGAGCAGAUCUCUCAACCUUAAAAGCUUCAAUCCUUACUUCUAAGAAGCUUCAGAUCAGCUGGGUGUGGUCAGAAUCUUGACGUUUGCCCCAAAAAAAACAUGAAUGAAGAGCAAAAAAUGGCUACUGAAAAUGUAAACAGCUACUAUUAUUUUGAAUAGUCAUGUAAUGUAAUAAAAUGCAUAGAGAAUUAACUUGGUACGAAAGAAGCACCUUGUAAAAUGGAUUAAUUACUUUUUAUUUUACUGAACUGGACUUUCUGUUUUGAGUUUAGACUUUGUCGACAGGAGGACAAGUGAGCCGCUGAAUGACACAGAGUCUGCUGAGUGACACUAGACACUAGAGCAUGAGGGCAGCUCUAAGUGAUGCUGAUGUUACACAGUUUCAGUUAUUAAAUGAGAAAAAAGUAAGAAUCUUCAUGUUUACAGGAUACAAUAAAUGAUGGAGUGCCCUCUUCCUGAUGUAAUUGUGCGCAUUCUUAGAUUGUGCUGUUAGAUUUGUUUUACCUAAUAUUUUACAUGUAUGAGGUAAUAAGAUGCUGAUGUGGUUCUUUGCCCUGGUUUUUUUCCCAAUAAAAGACCUAAAGCUUGAUACUAAA